AUGGCACCUCCCAAGGUGUUGGUCAUCGCCGGCUCUGACAGCUCGGGUGGAGCAGGACUCGAAGCCGAUCAAAAGGUCCUGGCCGCCCAUGGCUGCUACGCAAUGACGGCCACGACGGCCCUGACAGCACAAAACACCCUCGGUGUUCAGGAUGUCCAUGUCACCCCGCCAGGCUUUGUCGGCAAGCAGAUCGACGCGUGUCUGAGCGAUGUGUCUUGUGACGCCGUCAAACUUGGCAUGCUCGGAUCCGCAGAGACCAUCAGGAUUGUCGCCGAUGCAUUGCAGAGACACAAGGUCGAUACGAUAGUGCUUGACCCGGUCAUGGUGUCGACCAGCGGCCACCAACUACUCCCAGGCGACGCCAUUCGGAACCUCCGAGACAGACUCUUGCCCAUCACGACACUCUUGACGCCCAACAUCCCUGAAGCGACUCUACUGCUCAGAGACGCCGACAUCCAAUACAAGUCGCCGUCGUGUCUAGACGAUCUGAAAAUCCUGGCGAAGCUGGUCCACGGUCUGGGUCCCCGAGCCGUGCUCCUGAAGGGGGGACACAUGCCCCUGACGACGUCGUACGACAAAGCGACGACGGACGAGGAAAAGGCCAUAACGGUCGACAUCCUCUACGACGGCAGCGACUUUACCCUUGUCGAGUCUCCUUUCCUCCGAUCCAAAAACACCCACGGCACAGGCUGUAGUCUCGCCAGCGCCAUCGCGGCGAAUCUCGCAAUCCAAAAACAGUCCCGGUCCGAAGCAUCUCGAUCCAGACUGUCCCAAGCCAAACCCGACGCGGACCCCGACGCAUCUACGUCUACGUCUACGUCGACGUCGACGUCGACCUCUCUGGCCCAGGCGACACGUUCCGCGGUCCACUACGUGUCGACGGGCAUCCAGACUUCCCACGACGACAUCGGCGGCGGGUCCGGGCCCAUCAACCACUUCCACAACGUGCAGACGCUCCCGUUCUCGCGGGGCCACUUCAUCGACGACUACCUCCUCGCGCACGCGUCCGUGGCCCCGGUGUGGAAGCGGUACACCCAGCACGCCUUCGUGGCGUCGUUGGCCCGCGGCACGCUCGCGGAGAAGCUGUUCAAAAACUACCUGGUGCAGGACUACCUGUACCUCACGCACUUUGCGCGCACGCACGCGCUCGCGGGCUACAAGUCGCGCGACAUGGACGCCAUCGCCGCGUCGGCCACCAUCAUCCUGCACAUCCAGCGCGAGAUGGAGCUGCACCUGAGCUACUGCGCCGAGUUCGGCAUCACGAAGGCCGACCUCGACCCGUCGUCGUCGUCGUCGUCGUCGCCGAAACACAGGGAGUCCCUCGCCUGCACCGCCUACAGCCGGUACGUGCUCGACGUGGGCCACAGCCAGGACUGGCUCGCCAUCCAGAUGGCUCUGGCGCCGUGCCUGCUGGGCUACGCCGAGGCCGCGCGUCGCGCGCACGACGACCCGCGGAGCAGGACCACGCGCGACGGCAACAGGUACUGGCGCUGGGUCGAGAACUACGUCGCCGACGACUACGUGCAGGCCGUGCGUGUCGGGAGGGACCUGAUCGAGACGCACAUCGUCAAGCAGUCGCCGGGGAGAGUGAGGGAGCUCAUUGACAUCUUCGUCAGGGCCACGGAGAUGGAAGUGAGGUUUUGGGAUUUUGACGCUCACGUUGACAAAGAAGAAGAAGAGGAGGAGUGA
This is a messenger RNA of Exophiala spinifera, 1689 nucleotides long. RefSeq names its product phosphomethylpyrimidine kinase. The transcript is spliced from 4 exons. Gene Ontology annotation, biological process: thiamine biosynthetic process. Gene Ontology annotation, molecular function: hydroxymethylpyrimidine kinase activity; phosphomethylpyrimidine kinase activity. NCBI's taxonomy places the organism in Eukaryota, Fungi, Ascomycota, Eurotiomycetes, Chaetothyriales, Herpotrichiellaceae. Gene Ontology annotation, cellular component: cytosol. The record is from RefSeq and is a predicted model, not a curated record. Bases 1 to 1689 code for a protein of 562 amino acids.